UUAGGGUGUCAUGGUAGGCAUGGGGCAGAAAGACAGCUACGUGGGUGACGAGGCGCAGAGCAAGAGGGGUAUCCUCACGCUCAAGUACCCCAUCGAGCAUGGCAUCAUCACCAACUGGGAUGACAUGGAGAAGAUCUGGCACCACUCCUUCUACAAUGAGCUGCGCGUGGCCCCCGAGGAGCACCCGACCCUGCUCACCGAGGCACCCCUCAACCCCAAGGCCAACCGGGAGAAGAUGACCCAGAUCAUGUUCGAAACCUUUAAUGUCCCCGCCAUGUACGUCGCCAUCCAAGCCGUCCUCUCCCUCUACGCCUCCGGCCGCACGACCGGCAUCGUCCUUGACUCUGGGGAUGGCGUCACCCACAACGUGCCCAUCUAUGAGGGCUACGCUCUGCCCCACGCCAUCAUGCGUCUCGACUUGGCUGGCCGUGACCUCACCGACUACCUCAUGAAGAUCCUCACUGAGAGGGGCUACUCCUUCGUCACCACCGCCGAGCGGGAAAUCGUGCGUGACAUCAAGGAGAAGCUCUGCUACGUGGCCCUCGACUUCGAGAAUGAGAUGGCCACAGCCGCCUCCUCCUCCUCCCUGGAGAAGAGCUACGAGCUCCCUGAUGGGCAGGUCAUCACCAUUGGGAACGAGCGUUUCCGUUGCCCUGAGACCCUCUUCCAACCCUCCUUCAUCGGCAUGGAGUCAGCCGGCAUCCACGAGACAACCUACAACUCCAUCAUGAAGUGCGACAUCGACAUCCGCAAGGACCUCUAUGCCAACAACGUGUUGUCCGGUGGCACCACCAUGUACCCCGGCAUCGCCGACCGCAUGCAGAAGGAAAUCACGGCGCUGGCUCCCAGCACCAUGAAGAUCAAAAUCAUCGCCCCACCGGAGCGGAAGUACUCGGUGUGGAUCGGCGGCUCCAUCCUGGCGUCCCUCUCCACCUUCCAGCAGAUGUGGAUCAGCAAACCCGAGUACGACGAAGCCGGACCCUCCAUUGUCCACCGAAAAUGCUUCUAAGCCCCCUCCCUGCCCCGCGGUGGCCCCCCACGUCCGGGCUGGGGUGUCCUGCUCCUCCUCAGUCCCCGCUGC
Molecule: messenger RNA, 1081 nt
Organism: Egretta garzetta (little egret)
Lineage: Eukaryota; Metazoa; Chordata; Aves; Pelecaniformes; Ardeidae
Gene: ACTG2
Product: actin gamma 2, smooth muscle
Exons: 7
Coding region: 11-1009 (332 amino acids)
Biological process (GO): vascular associated smooth muscle contraction
Cellular component (GO): cytoplasm
Source: RefSeq, a predicted model, not a curated record